AUGGGGGAGCAGACGGCACCGGUUGGCCGGCCGCAAUGUGAACAUGAUGCAGAUCCCCCAUUCGUCACUGAUGGCAGAGGCAGAGUGGUAUGGAGCAGGACAGUACGUGGUCCAUCUCACGCUCAGGCUCAAGUGGAAGCCCGUGAGCGACACCGCCCAAAUUCUGCCAUCAAAACUCGACGCCAGACAUCUGAGACUGGAACAGCUGCAACAGAUGGGCGAGGUUGUGUUGUUUCGAUGGGACAAGAGGGGUCUGAGGUCAAUAGCAGGACCAGUGGCACGGAGACAGAGACCGAGGCAGAAUAA
Suillus bovinus is the source of this 306-nucleotide messenger RNA. RefSeq lists its product as uncharacterized. The transcript has a single exon. The record is from RefSeq and is a predicted model, not a curated record. Bases 1 to 306 code for a protein of 101 amino acids. Lineage: Eukaryota; Fungi; Basidiomycota; Agaricomycetes; Boletales; Suillaceae.